AUGGCAGGCAGCCUUAUUCUUACUGGAGCCAACGGGUCUCUCGCAAUUCACGCCGUAGAACACCUACUCAAGAAAUAUCCUCAGUACACCGCGAUCCUCACCGUCAGAGAUGCCUCGGAAACUGACGUCAACACCAAGAGACUUCGAGAUAUCAUAGCUCGAUACCCGAAAGCCAAAGUUUCCAUUCAUCAACUCGACCUCUCUAGCCUUUCCGCGACGCACAAGUUUGCCGACUCGAUCAUCUCCGGUGUGGCGGACAACCGAUACCCUCCUAUCAGCGCAUUUAUUGGAAAUGCCUACUACUGGAACCUCAUCGGAGACCCCGAAAUCACAGCUGACGGCUACGACAAGACGUUCCAGGUCAACCAUAUUGCCCAUGUGGCCUUGAUGCUUCGGUUGAUCGGGAAUUUUGGGAAUGACGGUCGCAUCGUCUUCUUAUCAACCGACGCACAUUGGCCCGGCAAGAACCCGAUGGAAGUGUAUCCGCCAGGCAUCCCUGACGACCUCAAUCUUCUGGUCAAUCCCACUGCCGACGAUGACAAGUUUGGCCGUGGUUAUCAUAGGUACGCCACAUCUAAACUGACUAUGACAAGCUGGAUAUUCGCCUUGAAUAGAUAUCUUUUAAAGAGCGAGGACCUAAGCAAGGUCGCCGCCGUCGCUAUGAAUGCGGGAAACUUGGUGGAUUCGCGUGCCCUCCGCACAAAUGCCCCGCCGAGCAUGGCAAGAAUGCAAACGUUCUUCUACAAGCCAUUCUUACCUCUGCUCCGGCUUGCCAACGGCCCGACCCUGCGAACCGCGGGCCCGGCUGGUAUUGACGUGAUCGAGAUGGCGCUUAGCCCGACAUAUGAAGGCAAGCGAGGGUUUUUCACACUGCUGGAAGAGGACCAGAGCUCCCCCGAGUCCCAAGAUGAAGAGAAGCAGCAGAGACUCUGGAAACAGAGUUUGGAAUGGGCUCAGAUUACGAAGGAGAAUACUGCGCUGAAAAGCGCUUUCGAGUAG
This is a messenger RNA of Annulohypoxylon truncatum, 999 nucleotides long. RefSeq names its product putative short-chain dehydrogenase. The record is from RefSeq and is a predicted model, not a curated record. NCBI's taxonomy places the organism in Eukaryota, Fungi, Ascomycota, Sordariomycetes, Xylariales, Hypoxylaceae. The coding region runs from base 1 to 999 and encodes 332 amino acids. Gene Ontology annotation, molecular function: 3-beta-hydroxysteroid 3-dehydrogenase (NADP+) activity. Gene Ontology annotation, cellular component: lipid droplet; mitochondrial outer membrane; endoplasmic reticulum membrane. The transcript has 2 exons.